Cyprinus carpio (common carp) is the source of this 1905-nucleotide messenger RNA. RefSeq names its product selectin P ligand (gene selplg). NCBI's taxonomy places the organism in Eukaryota, Metazoa, Chordata, Actinopteri, Cypriniformes, Cyprinidae. The record is from RefSeq and is a predicted model, not a curated record. Gene Ontology annotation, cellular component: plasma membrane. Gene Ontology annotation, biological process: hemopoiesis; leukocyte tethering or rolling.
CUCAUUUGUGUUUGCGUCACACUUUGAGAACCUCAGCUUUAGCCUGACGUUUAAAUGAGGUUUGACUUCCUGUAUUUUUGCAGCGAGUAGGUUUUGUGACAUUGCAUUGGAAGUGUGUGAAGGGGCCUAACGUUUCAUUGAACUCCAGAUCAACACCCAGUCAACAUUAGAAACGGAUGAUGGCGAUGGUGACUAACCGACUUGGGUGUUUACCAGUUCUUGUUUUGCUGCUAACUUUGAGCAGUUUUGUCACGUCAAGAUCUCUUAGGACCAAAAGGCAAAAUAGUCACAACGAGACAUCGAUAAACACAGGCACACACAGUACAGCAACCGUAGCUCAAGCCGAGAAUGCAACAAGCACCACUGUGGAAACUUCGAAGGCUUCGAGUAUGCUACAGACAGUGACUGUAAUGCCUGAUUUAAAUAUCUCUGCAACUACAGAUUACCACCAUGCUCCAGAUUUGAACCACACCCAACAAAGCUACGCUGCAGGAACCGAGAACCUGACAGUCCACUGGUCAACAAAUAAAGAGAGUGCUUUUCACACCCAGCUUCCCACAAUAAAUAACAGUACUGGAGACAUUUCACAUGCAGGAAGUUCUGCCCCCACAUUUCCUGCGUCGCGGGACCCCAGUAAGAUGACAAAGAAGCACACGACAGCAGCGACGACAGGAAUGUCCACAGAUACCACAACUGUCGCUAAGAAAUCCACCACAAUAACGACCCACUCAUGUUCCACAUCCUCUUCCCAAGGGGGCGGACUUGUGAGUCGUUGCCUCAUCGCCAUUGCCUUGAUGGCUGCGUUGACCACCAUCUUUAUCGUUAGCACCAUCUGCCUGGCUACCAAACUCUCGGUAUACAGAUACAGGCAUAAGGCGCAUCUUCUCCAGGAAACUGAGAUGGUCUGCAUUUCUGCCCUGAUGAAUGAUACCGAUCACCCGGUUCCAAAGCCAAGAAGACAUCCCAAAAGUAACGGAGCAUUGAUCCCCAGUACUGAGGAUGGAGAUCCUGACGGAGAUAAUCUCACUCUAAACAGCUUUCUUCCUGAAACCGAGGGCCCUCUUUAGAAGUUUAGACCUGUAUUCACUGAGAAACAGGGUGCAGCAUGGGAUUUUUUUUUUUUUUUGCUCUCAAACAUUAAAUGACCCAAACCCAGCUCUAGAAUGGUUUGCACUGACAGUAAAAUCCUCAGUUUUCUCACUCAAUGAAGUUUUAGCAAUGAUCUGAUGCCUGGCUUUUAAAACAACCAUUUUAUGAUUUGCUGUACAAUAAUCCACAUCUUUUAUUUAAUCAGUGGAACAUUUAAUUGUUUUUGUAAGUGUAAAGAGGUUUGGAUGUUAUAUUUAAUAAUUUCUUUGAGAUAUUGUACUACUACUUUCUCUGAGGAGCUCAGGCAUUAGUAGGGCUUGGCCGAAUGUAUUGCUGAAUAUAGUCUGUGGUUCAGCCAGCGCUGUAUAAUUUACUUGAACAGAGUGAUGUUGGAGAUUAUCACAGGCUGAAUAUAACAUGUUAUCAUUGCAAAUGGACAUAAAAUAUAUGCUUUGACAUUUACCCAGAAAGAACUGAGCUUUUGCACAGAAAUGACACACUUUCCUUUGUGUGAAUUUUAAAAAAUGGCCAAAGCCAACUAGAUUAACACUGCGAAACUAAUAGAUUGUCAGCAAAAUAUGUAUCUUUUUUUUUCAGUUAAUUGUGUUUAUUUGUACUGUAGUAUUUUUGUAGUUAUUUUUUACAUUUUUUAUUUUCUGCUAUAUAACUGGCCAUUUUCUAUGUAAAUUCUACGUGUAGGCAACUUCAGUAUGAAUGUUCAAGUGGAUGAAUGUUGAAAAAGUCAUUGUGCAGUUAUAACCCAGUUAUUGUUACCCAAACUAAUUUUAUAAAUGUUAAAUAAACCAUUUAAUUGAA